UCAUGUAGUAAGUUGAUGUAUUAUCUUGUGUGUUUGUGUAGCCUGUAUUUGAACCCUCUCAGUGAUGUCGGGAAGCAGUCCCUGUAUGUCCGAGGUGUUCCCAAGAGCCAGAACGCCAGUGGCCGGCGGGUCAGAGUCCUGGCUUCAGUCACUGAAGGCUCAGAUAUCUCACAGGACUGGCACCCUAUCCUCAGCGUGAUACGAAAGAAUGCCUCCUCCUGGGACCGCGAACGUGUCAAGCAGGAGCUUAAGGUUUUCCUCAGGGAUCUGGAGUGGGGGCGUCAGCAGCAGAAGAGCCUCUUGAAAAGGCUGCACUUCCACAGGGUAGAGAAGGGAGUCCAGCAGACUCUGAAGAAGCUGGAGAUGGACACUUUGUCUCCACCCACAGAAUACACCAAAUAAGCAUUAAAAAGAAGAAGUGAAAUUUAUUAAACGUUCAGCAGCACACCAAGGUUCAGUCAGUGUGUCCAUGAGAUAGAGCUUCAUUACUAUAAAAGAGAUAUUUAAAAACCUCAAAAGAGAUCUUCCCAAACUAAAGAGCCACAUACAAUAGUUGUAGUUCAGUCAGGACAAUUUGCUGCACAUCACUCCCCUCUCUCUAUGGCUUUCCUGCUUCAGCUUUCAACUGUCAAAUAAAAGUAGUACAUAGUGUCAUAUUUGAUUAUAGUUACAUGUCACUCUUUCUGUUUAAUUUUCUGCAGCAGUUUAGCAUUGCAUUCUUUAAAUUGGGAGACUGACUGAUUAAAGUGUUCAAACUGAACCUGCGAUUUGCGUGAAUUUAAAGUCUCUGUAGACUGCUGGCUAUGGCCAGUCCACUGAAUGGACUGAUUUUGUUAUUUUUGAUGUUGACAUGACCUCAGAGGGCAACACGCUAACUGCCCAGGAACAUCCUGCACCCAGAACACACUCAAAUCUCAAAUACAACACAUGUAUCUGAAACGGUGUCAGCAGACAAACAGUGUGAUCUGUACAUUAAAUGUCAGAUGCCAGAUCUUUAGCUGCCUUGUUAUUUGAAGCCAUAUGCAGUCACAUCUAUGCAAAUGUUUUUUUGAACCAUCCAGCAAUGAUUGUACAUAUUGUUCUUUUGUGGAUUUAUUUCAGCAGAUUUAAUAUAUUUAUUUUGGCUGCUUUAUUAACACAGUCAGUGUGGCUGUAGUUAGUUUGACCUUGUUAAUGUGUGUUGGUUGUAGGAAGGAGUGCCAAGACUUUUUAGUUCUGAGUAAAAUGUGUCAGUCUUACUUACUUUGGCUUCUAUGUUAGAUGAACAAAAUAUUUUCAAAGUGAGGUGUCAAAACAUCUAAGACAUUACUCAAUCUAGCUGGUUGGUUUUUAUUAAAGGAACAGUAUGUAACUAUGUGUAACACUGACAGCUAGUGGUUAAAAUGGGUACUAUAGUACACUUAAAAUACUGAAGAGGCACCAUCCAUCCAUCCAUCCAUUAUCUUUAAUUGCUUUUUCCAUGGUGCAUGCAUGGUGGGUUGGGAGCCUAUCCCAGCUGACUUUGGGUGAGAGGCGGGGUACAUCCUGGACAAGUCACCAGUUUAUAACAGGGCACACAGAGACACACAACCAUUCACACCUAGAGGCAUUUUAGAGUACACCUACACCAAUUAUGUCUGGCAAGGAUAAUUUCAAAAGACACACUGGCUGUAUUAUUGUUGUCAGGAAGAUUUUAGUUUUCCUCAUCUCUGCUGAUAUGGCAUGGUCAUUUUAUGAUUUCAUAUAGUACGUUACAUAUUGGGUUCCUUUAACAGUGAAUAUGUCUAGACAGUUGUGUGAUGAUGCAUUGGUGCCUCAUUUAGCCUUUUACUUCAUAUCAGAACAAAAUGUUGUGAUGCAUGUUCUGUGCUGUUUAUGAAAAGGUUAGCUUUUAUGACUAACCAGUGUUGUAAUAUUGAUUGAAUGUUAUUCAAACCCAUUGUAUUAAAUCUUAGGCUGCAAACAGUU
This is a messenger RNA of Larimichthys crocea (large yellow croaker), 1947 nucleotides long. Its product is annotated as NLR family member X1-like. The record is from RefSeq and is a predicted model, not a curated record. NCBI's taxonomy places the organism in Eukaryota, Metazoa, Chordata, Actinopteri, Sciaenidae. The coding region runs from base 16 to 402 and encodes 128 amino acids. The transcript has 2 exons.